UAACCUUUAUGGAGCGAAUUUCGAAAACGCAUCGGUGUUGGCAAGUCUGUAGGUACUAGGUUGGUGCAGUUUCCAGAGAUCUGCGAGUUGAUUUCGGUUGCUGAGCGGAAUUGAACGCCAUUGUUCCCAGCAAGCAUCAUGCCACGUGACGUUAGGAGGAGUGAAUGUCUGACAUCGUCUAUGAUUCCCAUAAUGAAUGAUGGCUUUGCAAGGCUAACUGACAUUUGGGAUGAGGUGGGCAUCAAGGAAGAGUCGCGCUGGACAAGGGCAGAGCAAGCGAAAAAACACAUGCAGGAGCUACUAAAUCAAAUGGUUUAUGAAGAAACAACUAUGAGAGACAGACUUAAGAAAAGUAUUGAGUGUUGUUUGAAAGAACUAAGAAUACUGUGUCACGAAUUAUCACUUGAGGCAUGCACGGUGGAUGAGAGUAUGACCAUCCUUGAGAUUGAGAGAGAUUUGAGAGUAAAAUUGGAAUUAUUGACUAGCAAAAAGAAUGAACGCCUUCAAGAGUUGAGAGUGUUACAGCAGAAAGAUCAAGAACUAUGCAGUGAUCUUUGCGCGACUCCUUAUUACAUACCGUCUGGCAGUGUACCCAGCUUGAAACAACUGGAGGAGCUCAAAGAGCAUAUUAAGGCUCGGUCUGAAGAAAAGAAAGAGCGCCUCCAUGUCUUUUCCUCACUGCGAGAAGAAAUCAGACUUUGUUUUGAGGAAAUGGGAAGGCAACCUGAGAACUCGUUGGAAAGUGAAGCUAUUUGUGAGGAUGAAGACGCUUUCUUCCUUACAUUGGAUAAUAUCAAAGCUCUCAAAGCUAUUAAGCAACAGCUAGAAUUCAAGAAAGAAUGUCUUAUCUCAACUCUAAAUACCAUCAAAGAGAGAGUACAGGUUUUGUGGCAUCGUCUGCAGGUGCCCCAGGAAGAGCAAGAUUUAUAUCUGAAGGCUGCAAAGUGUCCAAUAAAUGAAGAUAUAAAGCAGUGGGAUAAGGAACUUGUACGUCUGGAGGAGCUAAAGAAAUCAAAUCUAAAGAUGGUUAUUCUGAAAGCAAGGGAGGAGAUACAGAUUUACUGGGAUAAAUGCUGCUUUAGCGCAGAGCAAAGGAAUGCAUUCGCUCCUUACUGGAGUGAUGACUACACGGAAGAUAUGCUAAGUCAGCAUGAUGAAGAAGUUGUAAGGAUAAAGUUGCAUUACGAAAAAUCUAAGGAGAUGCUUGAUGCUGUUAACAAAUGGGAAACCAGCUGGGAAAAGUUUCUAGUAUUGGAGAAAAGAGCAAGUGACCCUAACAGGUUUUCAAAUAGAGGUGGAACUUUGCUUAAAGAAGAGAAAGAAAGGGUGAAACUUCAAAAAUUGUUGAAAAAACUGGAAGAGGAGCUGAAGACUCGAGUAGAAGCAUGGGAGGCUGAACAAGGUUGUGAGUUUUUGCUUAAAGGAAAUAGAUUUAUGGACUAUAUAUCAAGCCAGUGGGAGGUACUCAAACGUGAAAAAGAACGUGAAAAGCAAGAACGUACUCUCAAAAAGGAUGAAAAUUCUACACCUUUCAAGACUCCAGUCAAGCGACCUGCAGGAUCUUGUAUGCAGAACACUCCAAGUAGUAAAAACCGAAAGCUAAAUGGAACUAAUGCAAUUAUGUCCCGGACUGUAAGUCACAACAAUGUAGCCAGUGCAAGCCAGACAAUAAAUGUAAAGACGCCGCUUCCUACUAUUAAGACUCCAUUGAAAACUAAAGAUAUCCCAGUGAGAACUCCUUUGCAGGACAGUAACAAAAAAACAAGCAUGUUUUCCAAUCAGCCUGGCAGCUAUUCAGAAUUUAAGGAGGAAAUUGCAAAGAAGUCCAACUACGAGGCCAUUUUCAAUUCUACAAUAAAUGAGAACUUGUGAUCAUUCCUGGAAUGCAGCAGAACUGCACUUUUUUUUACCGAUAUCUUAAAGCAAUUUUAUAUUUCCUCGCUACAGUCUUGCAAUGUAGUUUUUUUGUGUAGUUGUUGUUUUUCUCUCUCCCUGUAUUACUGUAAAAUAUUGUGUGGGGGGGGGCGUUCAGGGAAGUUACAAGUGCCGUUGUAAAUAGCAGAAAUUUUAUUGCAAAUGUCGUUUUUUUGGGGGGGUUCUAUAAAUGUUUUCUUAUUUAUGUCCUUGCAUGCUGUAAAGGAAAGACAUGUGUGAAACCAGGUGUCUGCCUUUUAAGUAAUCCAACACACUUUAUGGAUGCUGUGAAGAUGGAUUUUUCAUACCAAAGCAGUGUAAUAUUUGAAUAUUCAAUUUAGCAAUAAAGCACAAAAAUGAA
Molecule: messenger RNA, 2275 nt
Organism: Bombina bombina (fire-bellied toad)
Lineage: Eukaryota; Metazoa; Chordata; Amphibia; Anura; Bombinatoridae
Product: protein regulator of cytokinesis 1
Exons: 14
Coding region: 139-1872 (577 amino acids)
Biological process (GO): mitotic spindle midzone assembly; microtubule cytoskeleton organization
Cellular component (GO): mitotic spindle midzone; cytoplasm; spindle
Molecular function (GO): microtubule binding
Source: RefSeq, a predicted model, not a curated record